CCGUGGACGGAUGUUCUUCAAUCUCUCACUUCUCAAGCAGCAUUUUGGCCGUAUCUAAGAGCAGCUAUCAUGAUAGAUGAUGGCCUUCAGCGAAGAAUACUGAGGUUUCGACAAUGACCCACUACACACCAUUCGUGUCGCACCGCACCCAGGAGGCCACGCACGCUUAUCAUGGCGAAUUUGAACAUUCGCCCGCAAAACGGCGCCGGGUCGAAAAUGAGUUCGAGCAGAACAUGUCGGCCCAGACAGAGGUUAAUCUCAAUCCGCACACCUACAAUCACAUGGAAACGUCAACUUCUACAUGCUUGUGGGCAUAUGAAUCCUCUACAUAUCAGUUCGGGCAGCAGAUGACCGUUGUCGAUCGGUCUGUUCCUGAUGCAGGGAUGAAUGGAUGGAAGUUCGAAACGAAUUGGAAUGCUCAAAGCCAAUUCGUCUUCACGGAUGCGAUGCCACAAGCAGAUCCAGCCACUGGUACCGAGUUUCACGCGCAAUGCUCUACUUCGAUUCUUCAUCACUCAGUUUCAAUUCCAGCUGCUUCAUACGAAUAUUUCUCUGAACCGAUGCCAACAGACAACGUUUCUCGACGCUCAUCAUGCACCCCUUCUGCGAAUAACACAGAAGCUAACCAGGUGUGCUUUGGUAUGAUCACGGAUCUACAAGCAGAACUAGACAUGGCACUUUACUUACCUCUUCACGAUCGCCGAGCUGCAGUGUUCUCGUCGCCGUGCGGACUGUACAUCGGCGGAUCUCUCGCAGGAACCUUCGAUGAAAGAAGUGCCCAGAUCCUUCAAGUUCUGUCCGAAGAUCCUUUGAUUGAUAUACAGAUUAUCCUGCCAAUACCGGCAGCUACAAUGGGUAAGCCUAAAAAGCUCACGCCAGGUCGGUUUGGCUGGUCCCCAGUGUCAAUUAAUGUAUACGGCUCGAAAUCCUUUGCUGGAGAUGUGGGGAACUUUUGCCAGACUUGCAACUUGUACUUACAAGAUCCUCUUGAAUGCGACCGGAACGUGCCCUAUUGCAACCCACAUCGAUUCGCUCUAUCCGAAGACGAACCUCGCCUCACAUUCGAUCUCAACGAAACCAGUUUGGGCAAAACUGUCACGCAGCUGCACUACUCCAACCUUCUUGAUAGUCUCGUCUCAUCGGGAGCGCUGCAUGAACUUGAAACACCACCUCACCUCAGGACUGCGCUACUGCCGCAUCAGCGACAGGCUUUGUACUUCAUGACACAGCGAGAGCUAGGUUGGGCGUACGAAGAUACUUCAUGCGAUAUCUGGACGAAAGUGAGAGGCACACACCAUGACAUUUAUCGCAAUAAUAUAACUGGGACAUGGCAACAAUGUCGACCAACGCAAUUCAAGGGAGGAAUCCUUGCUGACGCGAUGGGCCUAGGAAAAUCAUGCAGCAUGAUUGCAUUGAUGGCAAACGACUGGCAGGGUGAUUCUUCCCAUCCAACUGCUCUUGAAGAAGGAAUUAGGGGAAUAGUCGAAGUCUCCGCUACACUCCUGAUUGUCCCACCUUCACUUAUUCUUACCUGGGAGGAACAAUUACAAAGACAUCUCAAAUCUCCGCAAUCGCUAAGGAUACGUCGACAUCAUGCCUCAAGACGUGUUCUAGGGAUCGACGAGUUGCGAAGGUAUGAUGUUAUUAUUACUACCUAUCAGACGGUCGAGUCCGAAUGGAGAACGUGUUCGCAGUCAAAGCCGCUACCUUUGUUUGCGGCCCAUUGGCGACGAAUAGUCUUAGACGAGGACUAUGUGAGCAACAGAUCGAGCAACACAUUCAAGGCUAUUUGCGACCUGAAUGCCCACGCCCGCUGGGCCGUAACUGGGACACCGCUACAAAAUCGGCUUGGUGAUCUGGCCACAAUCUGCCAGUUCCUACGUGUGUACCCGUACGACGAUCGUGAAACCUUCGAGAGAGAUCUAGUAUCACUUUGGAAAGCCGGGCAUAAUGACACAGCCAUCUCCAGACUCAAGCGACUAUUCCAGUGCAUCCUCCUCCGUCGGACCCAGGGCAUUGUUGAUCUACCAACGAGGACCGAUUUGAAGUUCUCCUUGAAGCUUAACCACGAAGAACGAGAUUACUAUAGCGCAGUUGAGAGCAAUGUUGCCUCUACCAUUGACGCAGCAUUAAACAAUUCGAGUCACACCGCCACGACUUUUGCGAGCAUAAUCCAGCAGAUCAACGAGCUUCGACUAAUAUGCAACCUCGGCACACAUCGAAAGUCUGCGAAGAAAACAUGUAUUCCGGACAGCGGUGCCUGGAAUUCGCGAACAGCGCAAAGAGCACUAUCUGCCUUGGGCACCACUGAUAUCAUCACAUGCAACGUUUGCAGCCUUGAUCUAAACGCGAGCAUGAUGCAGGAUGGGCUAGGCUCUGAUCUCAUCCUGUGUUCUACGCGAGUUAUGAUAUUCAGUUGUCUCAAAAUCGUUUGCGAGAGCUGCAUGAGUCAGGACCUAAGACUUCAAUGCGGCUGUACGCCAUCUUGUCUUAGCGCAACCGCCUUGUACACACCUGGAAGCACAGUAUCAGAAGCUUCUUCACCAGCCCCGUCGGUUUCUGAUACACCCGAGGAGUCCCUACCUACAAAGAUCAAAGCUCUAGUCACGGACUUACUCGACCAACCAAUGGGAACCAAAAGUAUCGUAUUUUCCUUCUGGACAUCAACGCUCGAUCUCGUCGAGAAAGGCCUUUUACAGGGUUCUAUCAAUUACACACGGUACGACGGCAAUACUUCCCAAAGUAAUCGAUCCCGCGCAUUGAAGAGGUUCCGAGAAGACAAGGAUCUUCCUGUCAUCUUAAUGACAAUAUCCUGUUCGGCUGUUGGAUUAGACAUUACAGCUGCUUCGAGAGCCUAUAUUAUGGAACCGCAAUGGAACCCUACUGUGGAAGAGCAAGCGCUAGCGCGCGUACAUCGUAUGGGGCAGACGAGAGAAGUAACCACGAUUCGCUUCGUGAUGGAAGGGACAUUUGAAGAGAGGGUUGUGGAAACACAAGAGAAGAAGCGGGAACUGGCUGACUUGCUCCUCUCGUCAGAUUUGCAUACGGAAAAAGAGCAUAGUCUUGACAGACUGAAGUAUUUCCGCUCGCUGCUGAAAUGAAGACGAAGCUAAGGCGUCCUUGCUAAGCUAUUGCUCUUACAAAAAAACCGUCCAGGCUUCAGAGACUUAACCAAUCGUAAUAUUGGCUCUACAGGCUAGCGAAAAUACACCUUCCACGAUGAUUUGGGUCCACAUAGUUGUCGACUCAUGAGUUUGAGAGACAGGACGGCGCAAAAAGGAAGAUAAAAGCAGAUGAAGUUUGCUGUCAAGUAUAUGGAAGGUGUUGGUAUCAACUUGAGAAGAAUUUUAAUGCUACCAUGUUCGAAUCAGAAAAGUCUUUCUAUAG
Messenger RNA from Cucurbitaria berberidis CBS 394.84, 3387 nucleotides. RefSeq lists its product as uncharacterized. NCBI's taxonomy places the organism in Eukaryota, Fungi, Ascomycota, Dothideomycetes, Pleosporales, Cucurbitariaceae. Gene Ontology annotation, molecular function: ATP-dependent chromatin remodeler activity; ATP binding. The coding region runs from base 114 to 3101 and encodes 995 amino acids. The transcript is spliced from 11 exons. The record is from RefSeq and is a predicted model, not a curated record.